CGACCGAUCCGGAUCGAUCGCGAUCGAUCCGGAUCGGUCGCCUGUUCAGCGUUUGAGAGAGCGACCGGUCACACCGACCGGUCACUGCUUUCGCGCCCACGAUUCAGAGGUGGGUCGCCUAAACAAUAACAAUCAAGAUGGCCGCCUACCCAGAACAAGUCUAUCAAUGCCAGUCCUGCCUCUUCAAGACCUCAAGCAUAACAAUAAUAGGCGACCAUGUGGAAAAUUGCACUGGAACAGCUACCAUUGCUCAUGAUGCUGCACAAGAGGAAUCAUUGGAUGCUGUACAAGACUUUUUGACAAGACACCAGGACGAUGAGACACUGACAAUUCUGGCUCAAGACGGUCAUGAUGCAGGUGACUCCCAGUCUGUACAUGCAUGGCCAGCGGCAGCAACACUACUGCUCAUAGAUUCAUUCAGGAAGCACCAAGAUGAUUUCAAUCAUCCCAACAAAAAGAAAAAUGCCAUUUGGAAGGAUGUUGCAAAAGAAAUGCAAGGCGAAGGCUAUGCUGUUGAUGCUGCUCAGUGUGACAACAAGAUGCGAUCACUGAAGAAAAGGUACAAGCUUAUUAAAGAUAAAGCCAGCAAGACUGGGCAGGGGGCCAUGAGACCAUGGCAGUUCUUCAAUGCCAUGGAUGAUCUCCUGUCUGGUGAUCCAACGAUACGCCCCAUUGCCCUGAAGAGUUCUUUACCUUUUGCCUCUACCUCAACAGCAGCAACACCAUCAUGUGUCGGAGGGCAAGGAUCAUCAACAUCGGGACUGCAGCCCACCAAAAUUUCUGUUGGUGUUCCAUCACCAACAGGAAUACAAAGUCCUGCCCUUCACCUCUUCCUUUGA
Portunus trituberculatus (swimming crab) is the source of this 839-nucleotide messenger RNA. RefSeq names its product trihelix transcription factor ASIL2-like. NCBI's taxonomy places the organism in Eukaryota, Metazoa, Arthropoda, Malacostraca, Decapoda, Portunidae. The transcript has 6 exons. The coding region runs from base 138 to 839 and encodes 233 amino acids. The record is from RefSeq and is a predicted model, not a curated record.